Molecule: messenger RNA, 1668 nt
Organism: Protopterus annectens (West African lungfish)
Lineage: Eukaryota; Metazoa; Chordata; Ceratodontiformes; Protopteridae
Gene: COLEC10
Product: collectin subfamily member 10
Exons: 6
Coding region: 204-1058 (284 amino acids)
Source: RefSeq, a predicted model, not a curated record
AGUAAAUGCUUUGGACAGACUGAGGCCAGGGGUGUUAACAUAACACAGCAUCUUCAUGUGGUGCUGUGCAACUCAGGGGUAUGCCGAAAACUCAGAACAUUUCAAACAUAUUCUAAACUGUAAAUAAUUUGGUCCCUAGCAGAUGCGUGAAUGUAUGCAGUGCAUGUUUUACUUUGUUUCUUAAGGAUAAAUAGGUCAGGAAAAUGAGCAUGAAGUGUCUGCAAAAAAGACAUGUCAUGUUGUGUCUGCUUCUUCAACUCACUUUCCCGUCUGUUACUGCUGAUCUUCAACAAGGAGCAGAAGUUUGCACAAAUCAUAUGAUUUUGCCUGGGCCAAAAGGUGAUCCUGGUGAAAAAGGAAAUAAUGGUGAAAGUGGAAAAAUAGGAAAAGAAGGCCCAAAGGGGUUGAAAGGAGAUACAGGAGAAUCAGGUGAACAAGGUGAAAUGGGCAGAAUGGGAAAAACAGGUCCAUUUGGAGCAAAUGGUGACAAAGGAAUUAAUGGCUUACCUGGUCUGCCUGGAACAAGGGGAAAACCAGGGACUACAUGUGACUGUGGAAGAUAUCGUGAACAUGUUGGGCAGUUGGAUAUUACUAUCAGUCAGCUGAAGUCUUCUGUGAAGUUUGCAAAAAAUGUGAUUGCAGGUAUUAAGGAAACUGAUGAAAAGUAUUAUUUGCUUGUCAAAGAAGAAAAGAACUACAGAGAUGCAUUGAAACACUGCAAGGACAGAAAUGGCACAUUAGUAAUGCCCAAGGAUGCAAAAACAAAUUCAUUAAUCGCCACAUACAUUAGUGAGGCUGGUCUGACUCGAGUUUAUAUUGGCAUAAAUGAUGUGGAGAAAGAAGGUCACUUUAUGUUCACCGAUAACAGCCCACUACAGAACUACAGCAGCUGGAGAGCAGGAGAGCCGAACAAUGCCUAUGGAGGGGAGGAUUGUGUAGAGAUGGUCAAUACUGGUGGCUGGAAUGAUGUUGAAUGCAGGCCUACCAUAUAUUUUGUCUGUGAGUUUAUCAAGAAGAGGAAAUAUGUACUCCAAAUUUUUAAUGACAACCAGUAUUAGCUUUCUAUAUACUAUAAGACUACAAUAUACUAUAAGACAAGCAGUGCCUUUAGGAAAAAUGUAAACAAAAGUAUAGUAGAGCAAGAUUCUUAACUACUGCAUGUUGUCUGGUCAUUGUAGUUUCUUGUCUUUUGUCUUGUUUUAGUAGAUUGCAGUACAUCACAUAUGCCAUUCUAAAUUCUGGAGCACACAAUAUCACAAGUAACAGAAGAGCUUCUGUACACUCUUAGAGUUUAGCAGUAGAUUAUACUUGCAGGGAUAGCUGAUCAGUGGCUAGAGACUUUUACAUGAAUAAUUACUUUGGAAAUGCAUGUAUGAUUUUACAACAAGAGCAAAAAUGGUUACAUGGUUUUAUGAUAUGCCACAUGGUUCUACACUGCAUUUUUGUAACUGAUUAUAUAUAAUAUAUUUGCUUAGUAGAAGUGCACAGUCACUUAGAAAUGCCAAGGUAUAUCUCUCAUUGUAUGAAUGUCAGCAUAACAGAUUGAUAUAUCACUACAAAUAUAAUAACAUUUUUUGGCAACUUAACUGCUGUUAAAUGACAUGUCAUAUUUUUGCUUUAAUUUCUGCAAUAAAUGGAUGUAUUGUUGGUGGAGUCCAACAGAUAGAG